AGUGGAGCAAAAACAGAAAAUAAAAUGGCGCCACCGCAUUUUCUACUGGUAACGUUGCCGGCGCAAGGUCAUGUGAACCCAUCUCUCCGUUUCGCUCGUCGGCUCAUCAGAACCACCGGUGCACGUGUCACUUUCGUCACGUGUAUCUCCAUCUUCCACUGCUCAAGAAUCCCAAACCACCACAACAUCGACAAUCUUUCUUUCCUUACUUUCUCCGAUGGGUUCGACGACGGAGUCAUCUCCACCACCGACGACGUCCAAAACCGGUUACUGAACCUCAAACGUAACGGCGAUAAAACGCUAUCGGAGUUCAUCGAAGCUAAUCGAAACGGAGACUCUCCCGUGACUUGCUUGAUCUACACGAUUCUUCCAAGUUGGGUUCCAAAACUAGCACGUAGGUUUCACCUUCCCUCUGUUCUUCUUUGGAUCCAACCCGCUUUGGUUUUCCACGUUUAUUACAAUCACUUAAGCGUAAACAGCUCCGGUUUCGAGUUCCCGAAUCUUCCCAUUCUUAAAAUCCGCGAUCUUCCUUCUUUCAUCUCACCUUCCAACACAAACAAAAAUGCACAAGCAGUGUAUGUAGAACUAAUGGAGUUUCUCAAAGAAGAAUCAAACCUGAGAGUUCUCUUCAACACAUUCGAUUCUCUAGAGCCAGAGGCCUUAACAGCUAUCCAAAAUAUCGAAAUGGUGGCAGUUGGUCCUUUACUUCCAGAAGAUAUUUUCAAAGGAAGCAAAUCUGUUAAAGAUCAAAGUAGUUACACACUUUGGCUAGACUCGAAAACAGAGUCCUCUGUUAUUUAUGUUUCUUUUGGAACAAUGGUUGAGUUGUCUAAGAAACAAAUAGAGGAACUAGCGAGAGCACUCAUAGAUGGGAAGAGACCUUUCUUGUGGGUUAUAACUGAAAAAUCCAACAGAGAAGCAAAAAUAGAAGGAGAGGACGAGACAGAGAUUGAGAAGAUAGCUGAGUUCAAACACGAGCUCGAAGAGGUUGGUAUGAUUGUGUCUUGGUGUUCGCAGGUGGAGGUUUUAAGACACCAAGCCAUAGGUUGUUUCGUGAAUCACUGUGGGUGGAGCUCGACGCUUGAGAGUUUGGUUCUAGGCGUUCCGGUGGUGGCGUUUCCGAUGUGGUCGGAUCAACCUACGAACGCGAAGCUUCUAGAGGAAAAGUGGAAGACAGGUGUGAAGGUGAGAGAGAAUGAGGAAGGUUUGGUAGAGAGAGGAGAGAUAAGGAGGUGUUUGGAAGCAGUAAUGGUGGAGAAAGCUGAGGAGCUGAAGGUAAACGCCGAGAAAUGGAAGCGUUUAGCGGUUGAAGCGGGUAAGGAAGAAGGGUCAUCAGAUAAGAACUUGGUGGCUUUUGUGGACUCUGUUUUAAGGUUGUGUAAAACAGAGGAGGCAAUGUAA
This is a messenger RNA of Eutrema salsugineum, 1401 nucleotides long. Its product is annotated as UDP-glycosyltransferase 75B2. The transcript has a single exon. The record is from RefSeq and is a predicted model, not a curated record. The coding region runs from base 25 to 1401 and encodes 458 amino acids. Gene Ontology annotation, molecular function: UDP-glycosyltransferase activity. Lineage: Eukaryota; Viridiplantae; Streptophyta; Magnoliopsida; Brassicales; Brassicaceae.